Onthophagus taurus is the source of this 1143-nucleotide messenger RNA. NCBI's taxonomy places the organism in Eukaryota, Metazoa, Arthropoda, Insecta, Coleoptera, Scarabaeidae. The record is from RefSeq and is a predicted model, not a curated record.
AUGCACAUUACAAAACAAAUCGAAACAAUCUUAAUCUUCUUGAUAAUAAAAUGUUACUCCACGAGAUUAAACCAAAACGUAAAAUCAAAACGAAUCAUCGAUGGCAGAUUAUCACCUCCAGGUCUACACACGUUCGUGGCGAGCAUCUCCGUGCAUGAGUAUCAUCGAUGUGGAGGAACGAUCGUUUCAAAAUCGUACAUUUUAACGGCCGCUCAUUGUUGUUACGAUAAAGAUGAAAAUGUCCUGAAAGAAUCGAAAAUUACGGUGUCGUUGGGAAGCGUUUAUUGGGAAGAAGGUAAAAUUAGAAACGUUACGAAAAUUAUAAUUCAUCCGUUGUUUGAUCGAAAACUUAAAAAGAACGAUAUUUCCUUGUUAAGGAUCGAUAAAAUUCGGUUAAAAAAAAAAGAAAUCUCAACGAUUAAACUUUACCCAUCAAGAAUUGACCGUAACAUAGACGAAGAAAAUUUGUUAAAAGCUACAGUCAUUGGAUGGGGACUUUUUAAUGAUGGAUCAUCUUUAGGUGAUACUCCAUCCAAUCGAUUGCGUUAUGUCGAUGUAUAUAUUGUGCCUGAAUAUUAUUGUAAGAUGAUUUAUUACAAAUUUCAUAGCACAAAUCUUUGCGUAAGUAGUGAGGAUAUGAGAGGUUCUUGUAGUGGUGAUUCAGGUGGACCACUCGUUAUUAAACGUAGAAAUAAAUUUUAUCAGAUUGGAUUGGUUUCUUAUGGUGGUGAUUGCAAUAACACCCAACCGGAAGUUAUAAGUAGAAGAGGAGUUUUUAAAAAUCUCCAAGAUGAAAUAGACUACUUGUAUUCUGAGCAUAUUGAAACGAAUAUAUUAGCUUUGGCACAAGAAGUAGAUGAGCUGACAAACGAGGAAGUCCUUGAUGAAGAAAGUACUGAGUUUCCUAAUGUACGAGAUAUUGCCGAGUUUGUUGAGAUUGAAGCUCACGAUUUGGAAGAAAGUGAUGAAGAAGAUAAUGUACCAUUAGCAUUUCUCGCACCUGUGCAGAAGAACCGGAAAUUGGAAAAACCUAAGAACAUAAAUGUAAAUUGGAGUAAAAUGAACCCAACUUAUAAAACAUGCUGCGGCUACCACAUUUUACCAGCUGAGCGCGAUUAUUGGCCAGACGACGACGAUUUGUGA